GCGUAUGGCGAUCGUGUAACCGUCAUCACUUUCAAUAAAUCAGGGGCAAGUGCCGUCCUCUCCCCUGGAGACUCCAAUCUGACAAGUGGGUUCGUAAAGGCGAAUCAAACGUUUGAGAACACUCCCGUGCUUAGGGUCAUACUGACAAUCACCGACGGCCAAAUUAUGCCUGUAAAUUCAACAGAAACUUUUGUCUCCAUUCGCUCGAUCAAUUCCUUGGUUCAGAUUUACAAUUUCGGCCGAAAUUCUCCAGUUGAGACUCAGUUAAAGGAACUAUCCUGUUACUGCAAUGGGACUUACGAACAGAUAACGAACGCAGUCAAAAACCCUCUUUGGACACUCCGGUCCUAUUUCGGUAUAGUAGCAAGGCUCUGGCUAACUGCACUCAACGACAGGCCGUAUUGGACCAAGCCUUAUAAUGACAGUGGAAGCCUGGGGAAUGUGAUCACAGUGGUAUAUCCAGCUUUUGCUGACAACUACACACUCAUCGGAGUAGCCGGCAUUGACGUUCUUCUCAACGAGCUAAAAUCUAUUGACACAUCUGAACUCACAUCAGUGUUAUUACCACAUGCCCUUACGGAACCGCUUGUAAAAGGGCAGCCCCAACUUCCCUGCAAUUUUGCGUUGAAGGCAAAUCAGUGCAAUGAACCAGGUGCAUUGUCAGAUGCAUUGUGCCUGAAUACCGACAAGAGCGGCCUCAGUUUCGAGCAACGUUUUUGCAACUGCUCUGGAGUUUGUUCUCCAAAAGUAAUCAACCGAAAGAGCUCCCUGUCACCAGCUUUAAUUGCCGGGAUUGGAGUCGGGGUGGGAAUUAUAGUUAUGGUGGCUUUUGCCCUAUUCCUACUACUUGCAUGGAGGUCCCCAUCAGCGAAUUCUAAAGGUUGGGAGAGUCAAUCUGUGAAAGAGUACACACAGAAGCAGCUUGCUGCUGCAAUGAAUAACUGGAGAAGCUAUAACGUUAUCGGCGUCGGUGCCCACGGCGUGAUCUUUAAAGGUAAACUCCCGGACGGUACUCCAGUUGCGAUCAAGAAGCCCAAAAAAGACCUCAAGCAAGUCGAACUGGAUACAUUUUCCACGGAGCUGGAGUUUCUCUCCAAGCUGAAUCACACACAUCUCGUGCGGUUGUUGGGUUAUUGCAAGCAGGAGACAAUUCUUAUUUACGAUUAUAUGGAGAAUGGAUCGCUCUAUGACUUGUUGCUCAAAGAUUCAACUCGAACAAAGCUCAACUGGGAGAUGAAACUGAAGAUCGGUUUGGGAGCUUCGAUGGGACUGCAGUAUUUGCACGAAGGUGCAGCGCAGAAGACAUUCCAUGGGGAUAUCAAAACUGCUAAUAUCUUGCUGAAGCGUGAAUUGCAGGCUCACAUCUCGGAUUUUAGGCUCUCCCUUUGGAUUAAAAACGACAAGGAUUCAUUCCUGCUGGCAAGCCAAGCUUAUGGAACGAUCGGAUACGUAGACCCGAACUUCACCUCCAGCGGGCAAGUUACUCGCGCCAGCGAUGUGUACAGCUUCGGCAUUGUGCUCAUGCAGUUGAUUAGUGGCAAGGGGGUGGUGGUAGAGAACAGAAACAUCAAAGACUGGGCGAGAUGUUUUGAGGAAAAGGAGGCUCUAGACAAGGUCCUGGAUAAAACCCUUGAAACACCGGAAUAUGGUGUUGGUGUGUUGGUGGAUGUCAUGAAACUUGCACUGACGUGCACUUAGCCUGAGAACCAACAACGACCUAAAAUGAAAGAAGUGGUGUCAAAGUUGGACCACGCUUUAAAUCUCUGGGCGGAGCGGGAGGAAAUUCUGUCUGAGGAAAGCUAUGACUCUACCAAUCAACUGAGAUGAUUGUUGAAGCAGCUCGAUACUACUGGCUCCUUUACUAAUGCCAGAACUUGCACGAAUUGCAGCAUCAAAUUUUACUCUCGAUCCUGGUCCACGAUGAUGAAAGGAAAAAAGUAUCGAAUUUGUUAUUGAUAGGCUCCGACUUCCAUUAGUUUCUCCUCUUGAUUGUAAUUUUAUAGUUGAAUCUCAACCUAUCAUAUCGUGGAAGCUCCUAUAUAUUAGGGAAACGUUAUUACGAAUUAAAAAUUUUAAAAUUUUACAUUACCGCUUUAUUCUUCUCAUUGCGUGUGAUGUCCCACCAGUUAGAGUUGCACAUUUAAUUUGAGAUGCCGAUGUGCUCCUUUA
Physcomitrium patens is the source of this 2169-nucleotide messenger RNA. NCBI's taxonomy places the organism in Eukaryota, Viridiplantae, Streptophyta, Bryopsida, Funariales, Funariaceae. The record is from RefSeq and is a predicted model, not a curated record.